UAAAAUGGCGGAAGAUGGGAAGGCAAAACUGGGUUCGUCUGAUAGAUUUGUCCAAGCUCAGGGUGCUCAUGGCUUGCAUUGCAAAGUGAUUGAUAAGCUAGGGAAAGGAAAUAGGUUAACAGAGAAAACUACAGAGUUUCCAGAGUUGACAGUUCUCUUGGAAAACUGCACUGCCGCAUCACUUAACGUAGGUCUUGAGUGCUGUAUGUCUUUGGUGCUCCUUGCAAGAGAUGGAAAAGCAGAUUUGGAGUACAUCUUAACAAAAUUUCUCAACAUUUUACCAACUKCCAGCAACAAGACUGGUAUAAUUCAAAGCAUUAGCCAUCUGCUAGUUUAUCAAGUUGCCAUAGUUGAAAGUGAAAAUGGUGUCUACCACUGCCCAUACGGUAUCAGGACRCAUCCACAUCCAUUUGUAACAAUCCUUACAAAUGAUCCAUCGUAUGGAUUUGUAYUACUGGMUCAAGCAGAACUCCUCCUUAAUGGUGCCUAUGUUGGUUCACAAUGUGGCUCAAGAAGUGUUUUUCAAAUGCUAAAGCCAUUCUUUACCUUUAUAUUGGGAGAUACUAGAGGUACUGUUGAUUAUUCUCUAAGGUAUAAGCUGCAGUCUAUAUUACUGGAUUCUGCUAUCAUGGAGACCAAUCAAGAAGAAAAKGUGGACCUCUUGACAAUGAUUUUGGAAUUUCUUGUUAGUAUCAUGGCCUUUUAUAAGUGUGAUGUCAAGAAUAUUGGGUACUGCUCUGCUCUCAUUCAUCAAUUAGCGCAAUGGAUUWUGGGACACAURGAUACCUUCCCAUCAUCACCUGCAAACCAGUUUAUAGUUGACGUGCUGAUAAAAAUUGUGGAUCAGCUUCUAUGCCUGACUUUUGAAAAGAUACAAAAUGGCCAUGAUGUUUCCUCAACAUUGUUACUUCUUCACAAGGUUCAAAAUUGUUUUCCAAAGGUGUUUGCCAAGCCAAGAAUUAUUUGGGCAUUAAAUGCUCUACUGCUUGAGUCUCCUGUUUUCUACAUAAACCUGAUUUUAUCACUGUGGAAAAAGAUAAUUGACAAAUUGAACUCACACUGGAAUAUCCGAGCUGCAAGCCUUGGAGCAUUGRUUCCAUUACUUCAAAUAAUGUCAUCCCAAACUGUUUCAUCUUUACUUGGUAGUCACAAGAGUGUAAAACGGCUGGCUUCACAAUGCUUUGUGGAGUUAGACCCUUUUAAUUCAUCUAAAAAUACACCAGACAGCUUGCAUUGUCAGGAAAUUACAACAGCAGUAGAAAAUACAAUACUACCUGGAAAACAGUUGAUAGAAAUGGAAUYAUGUGCAGUUCUUGCUGAUAGAAUUUUCAGGGACAACAAGUCUGCUCUCAUGUGGCUGAAAUCAUUGAACUCAUCACUCUCCUAUGGUAGCAGACCUCACAGUUACAUUCCUUUGUUGAUUGGAUCUCUUCUUGUCACCACUGAUGAUUAUCUUUGUAGCGAGGUCCUAAAUGUUGUUAAAAUUAUUGUGAAAUUAGCACCUCCACAGGCACUUUUGUUCCUUCCWCUCUUUCUAUGCAAGUUGGGCCAAGAACCACAAUCUAGUCUGAAGCUCAAAUUUCUUUAUGCAAUUCCUGAUCUUGCUAUUCAUAAGAUUUCUGUUGGUCCAAUCUUGAAGACAAUCCAAAGCCUCUCUGUUUCACCCUCAUUAAGGUCGAUUACUUUAAGAUUGUUACUGAAACUUUGGUAUCAACAGAAGAGGGUUUUUCCUCACCUCCAGAAAGCAAUUCUUAGAGAUGAUCAGGAUAUCAAGUACAAAGACAUACUGGUAGAAUUACAGAUUGCUAAGGCUGCUACAAUAAGAGAUAUCUGUAAACAUAGCCCAUCUCAACAUGGUCCUGAUCUCCUUGGUGUACUUUCAUCACUAAUUGACAAGAACAUUCAUUAUAAUCAMACUAAUGCUGCAUCAGUUCUGGUCAUUACCCUUGCUUUGGAUGGUAUCAAAUACCUAUGUGAAGCUGAGGUAGUUGAUUUGUGUACCGCAUGGAAAGUGCUUKCUCCUAAGCUAUCUCAAGAUGAAAGGCCACYGGUUAUUAAAGCAUUGUGURAACUCUUUUCACUGAUACCAAAUCUAGAGACUGAUACUGCCGAGUAUGAGGAGUUCAAAAUGGAUGCUUUGUCUUAUUUAUGGAAAGCAACACAACAUGAGGUUAUGUCUGUAGCUGGAGCAGCAUUUAAUGCUCUUUCAAACUAUAAAGUUAUCGAUUUCAAACUUCACCAUAUUCCAGAAAGGAUAUCUAGUCCAAUAAAAGCAAAGUUGUUGUCCAAAAAAGCUACUACUGCAUUAUCAGAGGAGGAAUUGCAUACUCUUGAACAUGAUAUCAACAUGUCGUCCCCACCAGGUUCAUUAUACUUGGUACUGAUAACAGGAAUACAUGAAAACACUUUGACAGCUUACCAGAAUUUCUUAACGUCUUUAAUAAGACAAGAAUCCUUAUCCAUACCUCGUGGUAUUGCCCACAAUGCAACAAGAGGGAAUCAGUCACAUGACAGGUCUUUGAGAGGAAUCYCAUCAUUCCUUGAGACUCAGUAUGAAAAGUCUAAGACACCAGGCCUUAAUACUGGACUUGCAGUUGGUCUGCUGUUUUCAUACGAGCCUCCUUUUGAACAGCAUGAAGGCAAAAGAGCUCGACGAUACCACUUAAACUCUGCUCGUAGUUAUAAACACAUGUUAGAAUCCUUGUUACAUGAGAUUCCCAUCCAACCCUCUGAAUGGCACAGAAAUCUACUUCUACCUCAAGCAUGGACAUCUUUUAUGACAAGACUUUAUCAUGCCAGUGUACAGGGUCGCAAGAGUGAAAUUCUAAUGCAGUGCAGUCACGGUCACAUCGAAGACGAAAAUGAAGCCACUGAGAAACAAAACAAUGCAUGGCUUUGGGCAAGAGACACCUUAACAGAACAGCUGCAGUCUGCCUCUCGUGGCAAUCCUUCUGUGCAAGGAAAUUCAGUMUUAGCAUUAGCUGGUCUAGCUGUAGCAGUGUCUACAUAUGUAUCUCAKCAAUCAACCACCAACCAAUCAGAGUCUACAGGAGAUGAACGUCAGCGUACUCGUGAAUGGCUGUGUGUUGUUGCUGAUACACUAAUGGUUGUGCUGGAUGGCAACUACAAGGCUCAAACUGCCCCUCUCACCUGGUGUCAGCAGGUAUCAUCUCCUACAUCUACAGCAAGCUCCUUGCUAGCACGCUCCUGUGCUGCCUUGUCCCUGUCCCAAUUGGUCCCUGUCCUUGUGACUCUUGACCCUGAUAGGAUCAAAGUGUUCAAUGAAGCACUUAAAGUUAGAGUUCCAGGACAGCCAAAGGCUGGUAGUUCUUCUGUUAUACAACUUCACUGUAGUUUAGGUCUUGGUUUAUUGUUGAGUAAACUUUAUGAGGAACAUUUUAGUGAACUUUCAGGCAAUGAGGGWUAUAUCAUGAUGACAACUGCUCUCGAUGUUCUUGAAACUGCAGCUUUCUCCCAAGAGCUUGAAAAUAGGGAAGGUGCAUCUCUUGGUAUUGGUCUUGCUCUGUCAUCACUAUGCAAAGAAAACAUAGUUGACUCAAGAGUACAUCUUUUGACRAUGCAUCAGCAUCUAAAGGACUUCCUGGGUAAUUACAACAAGGAGCCUAAUCAGACAUUACAGACCACGUGUUUUAGUUUCUCUCUAGUGACUGCCAAUGCAUAUCAUACAGGCAUUAUUUCUGGUGAAGAAGCCAGCAAGUGUGUAGAAAUAUUAAAAGAUUUGACUAGUAAACACUGUGAGUCAGUUGGUGUGUCGCUUUCCCUUGGUCUCCUUCUUCAUGCCCUACUUAUUGGCGGUCAUGCAAAUGUGAAGGUUAUCUUAAUGGAGAAGUUCCAAGAGUGGGAAUCAUUUAUAGAAAACAAGGAUAUUCCUACUUUGCAACGACUUGCUGSUGUGAACGGMAUCAUGGGACUGCUUGGGUCAGAGCAAGGAUUCUUUCAGGUUGAUAGCUCUUCUGAUGAUCUAGAAACAGUUUUUGAGGGAAAAGCUGCAAGCAUCUUGAAGAUACUGAAGAGUUUAAUUUCAUCUCCACAAGAUGUUGGUUUAGCGUCAAAUAUUGCAUGGCUAUUAGGUCAUGUGUAUUCCUCUACAACCUCAAGCCCCAUUACAAGAACAAGUGUGCCGGCGAACUACAGUUACUUACCCGAGACAAGCAGCCUACGCGGUACCUUCGACUAUCUCGUAGAUGCUGGUAAAACAGGUCCGCAUUUACAGUUCGCUGGUGACGUUGUUAAUUACGUGUUAGUUGCCUUGGUAAAUGGUCCUCAGGGGGUACUCCCCCCGGUGAACUGGGCUUCUGUCCUGGGUCCUAUUAUGAGAAGUGGAUUCGGCGAGGAAGCAAGUCGCUUGUGUCUUCAAUUCGCCAUCAAACAAGCGACAUCAUCGUYAAGUCUGACGUCUUUCCUGUCUUCUUGGCUUAGUACUGGUCUUUUUAGCGGCUUACAGAAUGCAUGUCAAAAGGAACUCUUCCAGUCCCUGUCCAAAUUGAUAUUCGUUGUGCCCUCGGCACGAGUUCAAGAGUUUCUCAAAGGACCUGUAGUCAAUGGCUUUGACCAAGAAAAGAUAUGUCACCAGAAUUCUGUCGUCAUUCGAUGUCAUUUAGUCAGUAGUGGACAGGCACCAAUCAAAUGGCUUAAUUCAUGUGUCACGUGGCUUCUGAAGUUAACCAAUCAAGAGUCUUCUAAUGUGAUGUUAUGGACGAUGGUAAAGUCAUUGUUUUCAUUAANGGAAUCCAAACACCAUAACGUGGAUGAGCAAUUAGCAUGGUUCACGGACGUGCUGAGCCAAAUCAAAAUAUCAGUCACGAGCAGCCAGGGUACAGCUGAGACAUUGAGGCGUGGUCUAGCCCUUAUGUCUGGCAUUGGAAUCAGCUUCUCGCGAAGUCAUGGAAUAUUUAACAUUGAAAGUCAUUCAACAAGCAAAUCAUCGCCUGACGUCACAUGUGAUGAUCAAGUCGUUAUCGAGAGAAACGUGAAGGCUCUUGUGCGYCAAUUUCCCUGUAGCAURGUUGACUURAUGYACAUGGACCAUUGGACACAUGUUAUUGAUAAGCUUCUAGAAUGGUUGUUUGUUGUCCACAAGUCUCCUGUUGUGCAAGAAAGUAGCAGCCUAAAAGUCGUCCUUGAAGAAUGCAUCGUUGCUUUCAAAGACUCCGAACCAUUCAAAAAGAUGUCAACUUGGACGGAAGCCUUAUCAAGAACCGAAAGAACUUUCAAUUGUUAGACAGUGAUGACGUAUAGCGUAGAUAAGGUAUGAUAGAUCAAACAACUGUACUGUACCUACGCUAGAUAGAUAUAGAAUAGUUGAUAAAAAACUGUGGACAAUUUACCAUCACUGAAGUAGCCACUUUGUCUCGCCAGCUUUUUAAAAGAAAUACUGGGACAGUUAAACGAAGUAACUUUAUACGGGCACUUGGUACUCAGUCGAUUAAAGGAGUCUUUGUUGACUAUAAAACUAAAUAUUUAUAAAGUAGAAGUUGAUUUAGCAACCGAAAGAUCAACAACAAAAUCAUAAGAUUGUCAAUUUAUUCGCUGUCUGUCGAGGUAAUAAACCAGUUUUUUAUGAAA
This is a messenger RNA of Exaiptasia diaphana, 5586 nucleotides long. Its product is annotated as focadhesin. The transcript has 44 exons. The record is from RefSeq and is a predicted model, not a curated record. Gene Ontology annotation, biological process: regulation of post-transcriptional gene silencing. Bases 5 to 5242 code for a protein of 1745 amino acids. NCBI's taxonomy places the organism in Eukaryota, Metazoa, Cnidaria, Anthozoa, Actiniaria, Aiptasiidae.